This is a messenger RNA of Punica granatum (pomegranate), 1865 nucleotides long. The record is from RefSeq and is a predicted model, not a curated record. Lineage: Eukaryota; Viridiplantae; Streptophyta; Magnoliopsida; Myrtales; Lythraceae.
CCACUCUGUCCAAUGUUACAUGUAAUGGAGCUGCUGCAAACCAAAGACUCUCUGUCUGACUCGAAGAGAGAAGAAGAAGAACAACAACAAGAAGAACAAGAACAAAGAAGUAAAUAGUUCGGUGAGCUUGUCCGGCUAUGGAGGAGGGAACAGAGGAAGGAAGGUCUUUAGCUGAAACCCCAACUUACUCUGUGGCCUCCGUUGUCACUGUCAUGGUCGCUUUCGGCUUCUUCUUCCACGCCUGUCUCAAAUGGACUGCCAAGUGGUUGGAUAGAACUAAGAGGAAGUCUCUUCUUGCUGCUCUGGAGAAGAUCAAGGAAGAGCUGAUGCUCUUCGGGUUGCUAUCUUUGCUGAUGGGUCAUUGGAUCGAAUUCAUAGCCAAGGUUUGUAUCAAGUCCUCUGCCCUUAGCAGCCGAUUCUAUCCGUGCGCAAGGCAAGACGAUUACAAGUCAUCAACAGAGCAUUUAACUUUGUACUACUUGAAUAGUUCGGUUUCUAAAGAUCAGCAGGCGUUAACUGGACAGCGUAAUUUUUGUCAAGAGGGCCAUGAAUCUUUCGCAUCAUACGAAAGUCUAGAGCAGCUUCGCCGGUUCUUGUUCGUUCUUGCAGUUAUCCAUGUCUCUUACAGCUUCGCAACCAUUGCUUUGGCCAUGAUACAGAUAUACAGCUGGACAACAUGGGAAAACCAAGCAAAAACAAUGGCUAUCCAAGGAUCAGAAGGUUGUCCACCAAGAGAGGCCUCCGGUAAUAUAAGAAUAAUGCGAGUGUCGACUUUCAUUUUCCAUCACACUUCUCAUCCAUGGAGCCAGCACAGAGUUCUUGUUUGGCUGCUCUGUUUCAGCCGUCAGCUCUGGAGUUCCAUAAACAGACCUGAUUAUAUGGCGUUGCGCCUGGGCUUCAUUAAUAUGCAUGAACUGCCAUUAUCAUACGAUUUUCAUAACUACAUGCUCCGGAGUAUGGAGGAAGAGUUCCGGGAUAUUGUUGGCAUUAGCAUACCACUUUGGAUAUAUGCGAUACUCUGCAUCUUCUUAGAUUUUCACGGAAGCAACAUUUACUUUUGGAUGUCAUUCCUUCCAUCACUCCUGAUCCUUCUCAUCGGUACAAAACUACACCGCAUCAUCAUAAAGCUGGCGGUUGAAAUCAUGGACUCGUGUCCCACAGGAGACCAGCAAUUCAAGCUGAGGGACGAGCUCUUUUGGUUCGGAAAACCGAGGCUUCUCUUGUGGCUCAUACAGUUCAUAUCUUUCCAAAAUGCAUUUGAGAUGGCAACAGUCAUCUGGUCCCUGUGGGAAAUCCGAGACACUACUUGCUUCAUGGAUAACCGCAUCCUCCUCGUGAUCCGACUGGUGUUCGGGGUCGUGUCCCAGUUUUGGUGUAGCUUUGUUACUUUCCCACUCUAUGUUAUUGUCACUCAGAUGGGUUCGAGGUUCAAGAAAACAGUGAUAUCCGAAAACGUGAGGAGAUCACUACAUGGAUGGCAGAGAAGAGCAAAGGCGAAGCAGCACGGUUCUUCGGCCCCACUCCUCGGCGCGAUGUCAGUUGCAUCGUUGGAUUCCUUGGUGGAUGAUGAUGAUGCUGAAAGAUCUGUUGAUCCCAUUGAAACCCAUGAUACGGAGUCGAUCACCUCCUCAGCUCAGGAAGAUAUUUCCGCUGCGCAUCUAGAUUGUAAUCUGCCGCAGCGGGAAGAUCAUCAUUCAAAGCUCAAAAAUGAUGAGUGGCCAGAUAAAAUUCAUCGUUACCCACUUUUUGAUGGUCAUAAUAGUGAUGGAUCUUCUGAUCGCGAUUAAUUAUGAAUUUGAUCGAUUUAUGCGACUUUAUGAAUGUGAAAGAUGUGGAAAGUAUAUGGAAUACAACAAAAUUUGUUC